CAAGGGCCGGAGCGAGCGAUCCGCUGAAGACCUGCUCAUAUGCGACAAACGAACGCUGGUGCUCGCAGCUAGCUUUUCCGCUGGUCCGGUGGCGCUGGCAGCCGCCUCGCUGUGUGCUCUGCUCUGCUCGAUCGCCCCGUUCAGUCAGCCCGCCUCGCCGAUUGAUUAGGCAGCGAGAGCGAACAGCAGCGCGCGUCCUCCUUGGUCUUGCGAGCGCGGCCCUCCGCAGGUCGUCCAGCCUACCAGCCAACCGAUCGGGGGCCCUCGCGAGCCCCACGCACGGCGGGUGCACAUCGAUUCACCCCCGGCUGCCCGCCCGCCCGCCCUGCCACCGCUGGACUGCCCGCCCGUUCCACCCCAUGACCUUAUCCACGUCAAUGAGUUGCACUGAAGAUAACGCUGCUGUGAGGUGCAUGUGGGUCACGAUAUCGUUGUAAUAAAUCCGAGAGCAGUCCAAUCGAAAAAAAGAGCACAACACACCCCGAAAUCCAAGAUUGAAGAAGAAGAAAACACCCCGACCUGAGCAGAGCACCCGCCGCUGCCAUGCAUGUGGAGAUUCAGGUGGCGCUCAACUUUGUUAUAUCCUACCUGUACAACAAAUUACCGCGGAGACGCGUCAACCUGUUCGGCGAGGAGCUUGAGCGGGCGCUCCGCGAAAAAUUCAAUGGACACUGGUACCCUGAGAAGCCGAUGCGCGGCUCAGCUUACCGCUGUAUCAAGACGGGUACCGGCUCGAUAGACCCGGUGCUGGACAUGGCCGCCCGCGAGAGCGGCAUCCCCGUGCAGGAUGUACUGGAGAACCUGCCGCAGGACAUGGCUGUGUGGGUGGACCCCGGAGAGGUGAGCUACCGCAUCGGCGAGAAGGGCGCCGUGCGCAUCCUCUACAACGAAAGCAUGGCGCAGAACAACGUCGCCCUGAGCGCGCCGGCACCCAACAGCUGCGGCAGCUCGUCGCCCGACGACGACCUGGACACGGAGGUGCGCAAGACGUUUAACCCGGACGCGCAGUGCUUCCGGCCGAUCCAGAACGCGCUCGGCAACCUCACCAUCUCGUGCCCGGCGGCCAAGGUGUGCCUGUCGCCGUACCAGAACGGCGCCAGCAGUCCCCCGCCGGUCAGCCAGCAGACGCUGCCACCACCACCGCCGCCCCCGCAGCAACAGCUCCAGCAGCCGCCGCCGCCGCAACAGCUCCAGCAGCCGCCGCCGCCGCAACAGCAGCAGCCGCAGCAGCAGCAACAGCAACAGCAGCAGAAGCAAGCGGCCAAUGGCAUCCUGGCACCGGUGGCCGUGGCCCAGGGCAGCACCUCGCCGACCAACACCAAGUCGACGGGGAACGGCUCGUCGACGACGGCUCCGUUCCUCGGCCGGCCGGCGGCGCCGCCGCUCACCUUCACCACGGCAACGUUCGCGCAGACCAAGUUCGGCAGCACCAAGCUGAAGAGCAGUUCGAAGCGGGCCAACCGCAUGUCGCCGACCGAGUUCUCUAACUACAUCAAGCAGCGAGCUCUGCAGCAGCAGCAGCAGAGCCAGCAGCAGAAUGGCUUCGUGGUCGGCGCCAACCGGCCGCGCUCGCUGUCGCCCAACCCGCAGCAGCAGGCACAGCAGCAACAGCAGCAGCAGCAAGACUUCUUCUUCCCGGGCCGGCAGUACUUGCAGUACCCGGCCCAGUACCACCCGCACCCGAUGCAGUCCGAGCUGCACUUCCCGCAGCACCAGAAGCAGCAGUUUCCUCCGAGGGGCUUCAUGGACGGCCACCUAGCGACUACGCCCACCUCCAGCUCGUCCAACAUGCUGCUGACCUCGAUAUCGCCGAGCACGCUGCCCAACUCGAGUCUGGUGCCACAGAGCGCCACAUCGCCGGGCAACGGCAACGCGGCCGGCGGACCCUCGUCCGGCCAGGACAGCAAGCAGCAGCUGCUGGACGGCCUGGGCUUCGGUCUGCCCACCUACCAGCCAGGACAGUACCAGCACCUGCUGGUGGCCAAUUAAGCCGCGCGGACGGCUAGAAGCCAGUUUUAGGUAAAAACAAUAUUGAAAAGUUUGAGACGGGAACGAGAGAGACUAGCCACAUACACACAGACACACACACUCUUACACACACUCUUUACGACCUGACUUACCUUGCAAGUAUGACAGCAAUUCGUGUAAAAAUUAAACGCCUAAGGCUUCGAUAGUUAAAACCUGACACGUCCUCUCGAUUGGAUAGGCGAUUAUUUGCAUGACUGUCAGGCUUUAUUUUUUAACGAGUUUUUACUUGCUGUUAAAGUGUAAGGGAUAUAAAAUGCUGCAUACCGACUCUUUUGUCACCUAUAAAAAAAGAUACAGUGAAUGUCUCCCACUUGAUCGCGAUCAACAAAAUAAUUAUAAUUAGCUAAAGCAAAGAUACAAAUGCUAACACCUUUGCAAAAGGUUUUCAACGAUAAAAGCCAAUGUUUCCAUGCAUGCCCUUAUUCAAUGAAAAUAAUCCAGAUGGCAUUAUGGAUACAGAAACCACUACCCCCGAGGAAAAGUAUAAAAUCUGUUCAACGCUUUCUAUCUGAUGUAACGAUAAAAAUGGUGCUUUGUGCUGGUUUUAGAAAAGGAACAUGCGCGCAUUCGAAAAUAAAGCUUGUGAUUAAUUUUCUUUUAAACCGACGACACAACAGAAUAAUUUUUCUAUUCGCUUUUUUACGGAACUAUCAACCAAAGAAUGUAAAUAUGUACGUUUACCAUAUUUUUAUUGAGACCCGCCCACCAUUUAAAUAAUAACAACUAUUCUAAAAUUUGUUGCAAAAUUUGAGCCCCACACUUUCAAUCGUAAAAUUAGAAAACCCGAGAAAAUCAAGCUGAUAGAAAAAGAAAGGUUGUCAAGAUUGCUUACAAAAAAAACACAAACUACCAUUUUAAUAAAUUUUUCAAGCAGUUUCAAUGUUCUUCAUAAUGAUAAUAAGAGUGAAUCUAAUACAAAAUGAAAAGAGCCAGGCCACAAUAGUGUGAUGUGAUGCAGAAAUAAGAAUUUAAUACCGAGAAUCGUCUCGUUUUCACUGAGUACGCGUACAUUGUGUAUUAUUAAGAAGGAAAAACCUAUACAGGAAUUCGAAAAGAUUGCCAUUUCAACGAUAUCUAGUGCAGUACGAAAAUUACAUAAUCGGCGCGUAUAUAUCACAAGAAGUAACUCAUUCGCGUAUGCAGACGAAAAUUGGAUAAUUUUCAUUGGAGUGAUGUUGCAGUAAAACAAAGGAUAGCUUAACCUAAAAACGGUUAAAUGUUGCUCGUAUGUUCGUGACCUAUACUGGAAAGAAAAAAAAUAAUUCGCCUUGUAGUACGGGGGACAUUUGAGAUGUGAAGGCCUAUCAUAAAUUUAGCGUGCGACUAUUGACGAGAUGGUUGGCACACUUAAUAAAAUAUGAAUAUACAUAAAUGUUUUCAUCUAAAGUAAUCCAGAAAAUGUGUGGAUGAAUGUCGACUUAAUUAAAAUAAUGAGGCUGUUAUAACUGAAAAACUUCAUUGAUUAUAUUUUUAUUAUGCGCACUUUUAUAUUUUCAUACUCGUGUGAGAUAAUGUCGUCCACAUAGUGUCAAGAGAAGACCUUCAUUUAGGCCGCAUAUAUUAUGAAAAGAAUGAAUUCUCUGCUUCUUUCUUUGAUGCCGAUUGUUUUAAGUAGGACUUUCUGUUACUUUGCACCGUUCUCGAUCGUAGGAUGUGUACUAUAUCAACUUCCAAUGAUUAAAAGUGGAUUCUGCUUAAGUGAUGAGAAAAAAUACCUGACACAAAAACGGGGAGGAAAACGAAUCCACAGCACGUCGUCGUGUUACAAGUGAAAUGCUGGCUCGUUUGCGUUUUUAAUCUGAAAUAUUUUGAUACCGCGCGGUUGAUUACAAUUUUUAAUUUUUAUAUAUUUAUAUACGCCGUUCAAAUAAGCCAUAGCUGUUAUAGAAUUAAAUUACGCUUCGGGAGCCCCCUCGAUGUAGCUCCAGGUGUGUCACACAAAUUGCAAAGAAGAAAAACGACUGUAGUUAUUUACUGGAUGUUUGCGCAAUGGAUAAAAUAUGACUAUAUGUACGUUUCAAACACCCACACACACAUUUGAGAAUUUUGCUAAUUGUAAAACUAAAAAUCGAUCUCAAAAAAGAUAUCCACAUGUGAAAUAAGUGUUGUGAAUUAAGCCUACGAAUUUUUGGAGAUUCUUUGUCUUAUAGAGGUUCGAAACCGAUUACCAAAAGAUAUGAUAAAUGAUUUCGGUUCGCAGCAGAAAUUCUUCUUGUCAGCAAGUAUAUUAUACUAUAUUUUACUGAACUCACACAAAAUACAUAUUUUCUAGCUGAAAGGAUAACAUGUAAAUCAGAUAUAAGUUGCAUGUUGGUCGACAGAAUUAACAUACUAUUAUCUUUCUCUCUAGUUGAACGCAGGCAAUUUUCUUGAAAUGUGUAUAAUUGCAAAAAAUAAGUACAUAUACUCCACACUGCAUGUUUUUCCUCUUGUGCUAAAUAGACAGCAACCGACAACACGAGAAAAAGGUAACAAAGUCGUCUUAAUGCUAAUCUCACCAUAAGAGGCAAAAUAUUCAAUCAAGCUGUGCUUCAUUGUUAUUCAGAUCGAUGUUCUCUUCAUUCUUGUAAACGUUAAGCACACACACGAAAUAAAUACACGCCACAGUUAUUAUUAAAAAAGAGAUGUAACUUUUGAGACAGAGAAAGUAAUUUUUGUAGGUUCACAAAACGAGGGAGUAUUAGAAAAAAUCAGUAGCAAAAUAUGUUGAUUGAUAAAAAAAAAGAUCGUAAUUAAAGAGAGAGAAGAAAAACUUGCAAAUCCAACUUAUAUAAUAUCCGGGACAAACUCGUCGUUGGCGAGCUCUACUGUGCGUCCACUUUUGCGCCACUUUUUCCACGAUUACGCUUCUUGACUCGCUCUAAGUAAAACAAAAAUUGGCGCAAGAGUGGACACCCCCUGGCCGCGGGCGCCGGUGGCAUCAUCCCCCCGACGGGGGAUGGGAAAAUAAAAAAAUACGACGAGAGAAAAAGAAAGAACGAAACACACAUCCUGUUGCGCAACUACACGAAUUUCAAUUAGGAUAAUUUGCUUGAUUAGCAGUGCUGUGUCAACCCAAAUGGCCUACCUUCGCACCUACGUGUCUAAUUACUCCCGCGCCGCCCCCCGCGUCGUAUUUCGUACGUAAAACGAGCAUAAAUAUUAGUGUACGCACUCGGCUCGAGGAGUUGUGCAACAAAUCUCCGUAGCUCCCCACGCGAUCGGUUGUUUGCUUUUCGUUGCGUCCCCCCGUGAACGAACGUUCAUGAUUUCCCAACGCGUUCCGUCGAUAAUUAUUACUACUCCUUUAUUUUUGCACUCGUGGAUUUGAAAUUUCUGCAACAACGCUUGCUGCCGCUUCUCUCUGUGUGUCAAACGCGAAACUCGUAAACGUGCUAAUUGCCCCUGUAACCGCCGGUUCGUCUUCAGGCGCGCAUAUUUGCUCCAAGCAGUUGCGCUCCGUGCGCUCGGGAGAAGCCCGCCGUGUAUUUCAGUUCUGGAGGUCGUUCGCCGCCGCGUGUUUUAUCAGUAUGCAGUGUAAUAAAAACUACCACUUUGUGACACACUUUUGCACUUCUUUCUUGCUUGUUUGCCGUCCGGCUUAGGAAAAAUGUUGGCCUGUGUUUUUACGAACGAUUUUCACUCACGAAUUCGAAUUUUUGGAGCAAAUAUCUAGUUAGACCCUUAACACUCGCAGCCACUGACAAUGAAAGGAAUUAGCAAGCAAUUCAUUGGCAGCUCAAAGAACCGAAGAGUAUCAGUAAAAAUAAAUAUAUCGAAUAUCUCACACUUUUAUGGUAGAUUUAAACAAAAUUUUUUAUACACCCGCGAGGAAUACUAAAUGUUGUUGUCUGUAAUGCAAUGUUGAAACGGCCUGCUAUUUUCCUCUUGAUUUAAAAUAAAUGUUUUUGCAAGAGAAAGUUCUUAUAGACAGCACUGUUCGUCGUCUCCGAAGCCCACGCACGAUUUUUCUUUCAUUUCGUUUCGGUAUCGGGCGGAAAAACUUCAAAGGUGCUCGGACUCAGAUGUGUGGCGAUCGAAUACAAAUAAGCGAAAAACACAAAACGAUGACGACUUAUAAGUUAAGAGGUGAUUCUGAUGCGCUCCGUAGAAUAGCAGGUUGAAUUUGCUGCGAGCAUAACGCGUAUGGUCGAUUAUUUGAAUCAGCAGUCCAAAAGUACCUGGUUUAAUUGAACACAAUGCGUAAAUUCUCGCGAAAUCUCUGGAAUUAGGGCGAUGUGAAGCGAAUCUUCAAACCGGCGAGAUCGAUUAAUGAACCGCAGUUAAUCGUGAUUAUUUUAGGCUUUGCUGAUGAGUUGUCUUGCUUUUUAAAUAUUGACAAUAAAACCCUGAAACGGAGAUAAAAAAAAGAAACACAAGAUAAGUUGGAUUGCAUUGUCCCAAAGAUGAGAACGUGGUUAUACAAAAAGUGUUACAAAAUAUCAUAUGUAUCGUUGGUUGGAUGUAAUUAAUGGUGUGCCGGCGCAAGCGUCCGGCUUAUUGACUUAAAGCAUCACUUUUCUCUAUAAGUAAUUAAUACAUAUAUAUUUACAAAUUCUGUGUUGAAAGAGCGUAAAAUUAACUGCGAUUAUUAUUGUUAGUAUGAGAGAGUUUAAAUUUUGUUAUUGAAGCUGCUUCACAUAAUGUAGUUGAGCGAAUUAUAGCUGUGGGUGUACAUAUAUAACCACAUAAAAGAAGAGUCAACAUAGUAUAUUUUUGUCACGGUUUUCAAGGUAGUCAAAUAUUUCAAAUGUGUAUAUCGAUUAUAUUUUGUAUUUCGCACAGAACGAUGAUCAAGAGAGUUUCGCGCCAGCUGAGGUGGUUUUUAUCUUCUUCUUUUGGCUUGUAACAUAAAAAUAGCUUGAUACAUCACAGUCAGGUUUCUUUACGUUUAUCUAGGAGGAUAUUUGUUAUUUUUUGUAUUUAUCUAUAAUUUUUAAUAAAGAAUGCUUAAAUGUUAAAAAUCAAA
Cloeon dipterum is the source of this 6976-nucleotide messenger RNA. Its product is annotated as protein Tob1-like. The transcript is spliced from 2 exons. The coding region runs from base 544 to 1989 and encodes 481 amino acids. Gene Ontology annotation, molecular function: transcription corepressor activity. Gene Ontology annotation, cellular component: nucleus; cytoplasm. Gene Ontology annotation, biological process: regulation of gene expression. The record is from RefSeq and is a predicted model, not a curated record. NCBI's taxonomy places the organism in Eukaryota, Metazoa, Arthropoda, Insecta, Ephemeroptera, Baetidae.